Messenger RNA from Linnemannia hyalina, 2115 nucleotides. Lineage: Eukaryota; Fungi; Mortierellomycota; Mortierellomycetes; Mortierellales; Mortierellaceae. The record is from the annotation of a GenBank genome assembly.
AUGGACCCCAACUCGACAACUGCUGUGGCCCGUCUCCACGCCGUGCAGAACCACCUCUCUAUCCAGCCCUGCUUUCAGCGCCAUGCCAUCCACAACGACCAGCCCACCGGUCCCGCAGAUCUGGCUCGUGAGCGCGCCAACUCUUCCUUCAAGGUCGAGGACAUGACUGAGGUCAUCCUCCGCGGCAAGGAGAACGUCGAGGCCCUCAGCUUGGCGUACCAAAUGAUCCAGAGAGAUCCUGAUCUGCGCAUGCGCGAGGGCCACCAUUACGACUUGACCCGUGCCGAGGACCGCGAGCAGACGAUGCGUCAGAUUGCACGCACCAUCGAGCUCAAGAAGCAAAUCAAGGACCCUCGUCUCCGUCAGGCCCUGUUUAUGGCCAUGGCUUUCUACUCCGAGUCGUACUCGAUGAGGAUGUACGUCCAUGACAUGCUGUUCAAGCAGGCCUUGAUGCUCUUUGGAACCUCGGAGCAGCAGGACAAGUGGAUGGACGAUAUCGAGAACUGGAGAGUCAUUGGAUGCUUUGCGAUGACUGAGUUGGGACAUUCGUCCAACUUGCGUGGAUUGGAGACUACCUCGACCUUCGACCGUGCCGCCAACGAGUUUGUGAUCCAUUCGCCCACCUUGACCUCCACCAAGUGGUGGAUCGGAAUGUCUGGCGAGACCGCCACACAUACCGUCGCUAUUUGCCAGACGGUCGUCGAUGGCGAGAACCACGGCAUCAACUGGUUCAUUGUCCCCCUCCGUGACCCCAAGACCGGUCGUCUCUUGCCCGGAGUUACCUGUGGUGAUAUCGGUCACAAGUCUUCCCGCCAGGGUCUCGACAACGGCUGGAUCCAGUUCACCUCAGUCCGCAUCCCCCGCGAGAACAUGCUGAUGAAGUGGGCCUCGAUGAGCCCCGAGGGAGAGUUCACCCCUUCGCCUAACCCCAUCCUCUCCUAUGCCACCUUGAUUCCCGAGCGCUUCACUAUUCUCAGCGGCUCUCAAGUUGUCCUUGGCCAGACCUUGACGAUCGCUAUCCGCUAUGGAGCAGUCCGUCGCCAGGGUAACCAUGACGAGCAGAUUCUGGAUUACCAGACCCACUACACCAGCUUGAUGCCCGGACUUUCGUUCAUCUACAUGUUGAACAUUGUCGACCGCGAGCUAUUUGAAAAGUGGGACGAAGUUGCCGAGUAUGCCCAGACCGAUGCCGGUGCCUUUAUGCGUGAGAUCCCCGAUCAGCACGGAGUCUCCGCUGGUUUCAAGGGAGCCCUUGCGUGGUAUGCCACCGACGUCCUUGAGUCCUGCCGCCGUGCCUGCGGUGGUCACGCCUACUCAUCCUACAACUCUAUUGCUGGUUUGAUUGGCGAUUACGGUGUCGUUACCACCGGAGGUGGAGACAACGUCGUCUUGAUGCAGCAGUCUGCUCGUUACCUUAUCACGGCUCUCAAGUGGGCUCAAGAAGGCCAGGAGGUUGUUGGCUCGGUCAGCUACCUCAACGACUACAAGAAGAUCUUGUCGAACCCCAAGACCUCGUUCCAGGAUCCUCGCGACUUGCUCAGUCACGAGUUUGUGAUUGAUGCCUUGACCUGGGCGUGCGCCAAGAAGGCGACCGAUCUGGCGGCGAUCUUGGCAGAGGCUGGCAAGUCCAACUUUGACCAGGCUUGGAACACCAACCAAACCGAGCUUGUCCGUCUUGCCGAUGUUCAUGCCUGGAGAUACUUCUUGAUCCUCUACCAGCGCGGUAUCGAUCGUGAGAAGCACACCUCCGUCUAUGGUAUGCUCCGCAAGAUGGGUCAGUUGAUGAGCACUUUCGCUCUCCGCAAGCACUUGGAUCUGUUCUUGGAGGAGGGUUACUUUGAUGGAACCCAUGCCAAGCAUAUCCGCCAGUUGUUCUUGGACCAAUGCAAGGACCUCCGUCAGGAUGCUGUCCCCUUGGUCGAUGCCUGGGUCAUCCCUGACUUUGUGAUCAAGGCCCCCAUUGGCAAGUACGAUGGUAACAUCUACCCUGCUUACUUUGGCACUGUCAACGCUGCCCAGAAGUCGUUCGAGCCCCCAGCAUACUGGCACAAGUAUGCUGCUCCCUUGCUCAACGCCCCUCGUCCUAGCGAUGAGAAGAAGGGCUGCAAGUGCUAG